Penicillium verhagenii is the source of this 1953-nucleotide messenger RNA. RefSeq lists its product as uncharacterized. The transcript has a single exon. The record is from RefSeq and is a predicted model, not a curated record. The coding region runs from base 1 to 1953 and encodes 650 amino acids. NCBI's taxonomy places the organism in Eukaryota, Fungi, Ascomycota, Eurotiomycetes, Eurotiales, Aspergillaceae.
AUGGCGAUUCCAUCUACCUUCGAUGCGGUAAAGGCGCACCUUAACGAUAUUCAGAGAGACCCAUCCACAUCGCUUGAUAUUUCUCUUAUCGAGCGCCUUAAACUCCAGCUCGUCGAGAAUACCGCUCCAACCGUCCCCGCGACGCUCUUAUCGCAGAUUUCAGCUCUCUUGCAUAUCCUCCAAGAAGACCCCACACCUCUCACGACUCUUGCCACCAGAGCGACCAGCUACUUCAGCUUUACUGAGCUUCGCGCCAUCGAACCUCCCAUUGAUCUUAUCGCCGGCUUCAAAGCACCCUCCCCACCCAUCAACCUUCUUGCUCUCUCUUUGCUGGCCAAAGCAGGGCUGGCAUCUGGCGAUGCUGCCAUAGUAGCAGGAGAUUCAGGACUGAUCGCGUCACUGGUGGAAUUGUGGCUGUCAACUUCUUCAACUGGGGUUGCGCAAGCCGCCCUUGAUACUCUGUGGGCUCUGCUGGAAGUCGAUUUGGCUAACCACCUUGAGAACGGGGAAGAAGAUCUCACCAGUGAUGAAGGACAUACAGGCCAGGGCCUUAUGUGGAGAAGAGUUUUCAAGGAUAAAGACGUUUAUGGGCUUUUCUUUGGCUUGUGUAGCCUCCAGGCAGGUGCACCAGGAGAAUUGUCCAAGCGAGAGCGCACCGUGGCUCAGGGGAGAUUGAUGGGAUUUCUGGUUAAAGCUGGCAGUCUACGCUGGGACAUCAUCUCAAAGUCACAAAUCUCUGAGGUGGAGACUCAGUAUCAGAGCACCAGUCUUCUCCAUUUCGCGGCCUGUCAAAUGGUCGAUGUGAGUGAUGUCUUGUUGCAUAUGACACUUUUAACCUUCUACCGAGAACUUCUGGAAAUCGACGCCCCCGGUCUCGUUGCUCGGAGCUACGUGCAGUCCGCAUCAACUUUUUCGUCUCCAGCACUUGACUUUUUGAUCGCAGAAAAGCUUCACUCGAAGGUGCUGGAAUAUUAUCUGGACGACUCCAAGCUUGACCCUGUGGACCUCAUUUACCUCCCAGGCCCUAUUAUGGCCUAUGUCACAAGAUAUGCCGAGUCAUAUCCUAACCAUCUCCUUCAAAACCCCUUCACUCUUUUAGAUGGUAUAAUUUCGCGCAUUCGCCAGGCACUGGCUAUUCCCUCGGUUCAGUGGGCGCACGGAGAAGUGCCAACGGGACACCUGGCUAUCCUCGCCUCACUGCCCCGAGUGUUACUUAUUGAAGCGGGCAAGCACGGCGCCAAUCCUAUUUUGGCUAUACCUACUAGCCCUACGAACGGAGAGGCCCUUGAUGUUCUGGGCAAAAUUUUCCGCGGGCCGGUACACACUGUGGUUUCUGAUUCUAUGGAUCUCAAUACAUCGGGCCAAACGCCUACAGACUGGCACCACGAAGCUGCUGCCGCACGCAUGCUGUACUUCAUUUAUCUCAACGAACAUCCCAACUUCUGGAAUGAUAUUACUGCCGCAGCCGACGUUCUUGUAAUGAAGGAUGUUGCAUUGUCUGCUAUCACCUUCAUGCGGUCCAUAGUCUCCGCUAACUGGCAGCCAUUGCCUCCAGCCACUCAUGUUUCUGGCAUCUCGUCUCGGUUCCAACUACCAUCCGAAGAGGGGCUAGGACAAUUGUCUCCGGCUACCAGUGGUCUACUUCCUCUUUCUGGCCCUUGGGCUGUCAUCACACCGCCUGCUCUAACUACAUUGCUUCCAUAUCUCUUCAAGCCGCCUCGCUCCUAUAACGAAUUCGUAGGUGGCGGUGCUGGUGAUUCUCAGAAUGCUGUUUGGAAAGUGGCCACUGCCAAGCAUGAUGUCCUUGUGGCGCUGUAUCGUGCUCUUCAGGAAAAUGGGGGACAAAUGGAAGGAUUUGAAGAUAUCCUACGAACUCUGCGUCAACGAGUGAACGAGGGUCCUAUGGGCCCAGUUCAGCAGACCUCUGCUCAAGUGGAGGCUGUUGGUCUUUGA